Molecule: messenger RNA, 5467 nt
Organism: Gavialis gangeticus (Gharial)
Lineage: Eukaryota; Metazoa; Chordata; Crocodylia; Gavialidae
Gene: ADAM22
Product: ADAM metallopeptidase domain 22
Exons: 30
Biological process (GO): proteolysis
Cellular component (GO): postsynaptic density membrane
Molecular function (GO): metalloendopeptidase activity
Source: RefSeq, a predicted model, not a curated record
UUUGUUCUAACCUUUUUGAUAUUGCAGUCCACUCACGUUGCUCGAGCCAGCUUCCAGGUUGAUGCUUUUGGGUUAUCGUUCAUUCUCGAUGUAACACUAAACCAUGAUCUGCUAUCUUCUGAGUAUCUUGAGAGACAUAUUGAGAAUGGAGGAAAGACAGUUGAAAUUAAAGGAGGAGAGCAUUGCUAUUACCAGGGCCAAAUUCGAGGAAAUCCUGAAUCGUUUGUUGCAUUGUCGACAUGCCAUGGACUUCAUGGAAUGUUCUAUGAUGGGAAUCAUACUUACCUUAUUGAGCCAGAUGAAAACUACACAUCAAAGGAAGACUUCCACUCUGUUUAUAAAUCAAAGCUUUUUGAAUUUCCUUUGGAUAACCUACCAGCAGAAUUCAAGCAAAUGAACACUACAUCACAGAAGUUUGUUGUAAAGUCAAGACACAAAAGGAGUAGAAGACAGGUUCGUCGGAUUCCACAUAAAGUUGAGAAGGAAACAAAAUACAUUGAGCUAAUGAUUGUUAAUGAUCAUCUAAUGUGUAAAAAACACCGGUUAUCAGUUGGCCAUACAAACAGCUAUGCUAAGUCAGUUGUGAAUAUGGCAGAUUUAAUAUAUAAAGAACAUCUAAACACCAGGAUAGUAUUGGUUGCCAUGGAAACCUGGGCCACUGAUAACAAGUUCACCAUAUCUGAAAACCCACUGGUGACCCUUCGUGAGUUUAUGAAAUAUAGGAGGGAUUUUAUCAGAGAGAAAAGUGAUGCAGUUCACCUUUUUUCAGGGAGCCGAUUUCAGAGCAGUCGCAGCGGUGCAGCCUACAUUGGAGGAAUUUGUUCACUAUUGAAAGGCGGAGGUGUGAAUGAAUUUGGAAGGCCAGACUUAAUGGCAGUAACCUUGGCACAGUCCUUAGCCCACAACCUUGGCAUUUUCUCAGAUAAAAGGAAACUAUUAAGUGGUGAAUGUGAGUGUGAGGAUACAUGGUCUGGAUGUAUAAUGGGAGACACUGGAUAUUACCUUCCUAGCAAGUUCUCCAAGUGUGACAUUGAGGAAUACCAUGAAUUUUUAAACAAUGGAGGUGGUGCCUGUCUUUUCAAUAAGCCAUCCAAGCUUCUCGAUCCUCCUGAAUGUGGCAAUGGCUUUGUAGAAGAUGGAGAAGAAUGUGACUGUGGUACUGUUGCAGAGUGUGCCAUUGAAGGAGGAGAAUGCUGUAACACAUGCACACUGACUGCAGGCUCACAGUGCAGUAAUGGACUUUGCUGUAGGAAGUGUCUGUUUGAAGCUAAAGGAGUUUUGUGUCGGGAAGCAGUAAAUGAUUGUGACAUUCCAGAAAGCUGCACAGGAAACUCGAGUCAGUGUUCUCCCAAUAUUCACAAAAUGGAUGGGUACUCAUGUGAUAACAAACAGGGUAUUUGUUUUGGAGGAAGAUGUAAAACCAGGGACCGGCAGUGUAAAUACAUCUGGGGUGAAAAAGUGACAGCUGCUGAUAGGUACUGCUAUGAGAAACUGAAUAUUGAAGGGACUGAAAAGGGCAACUGUGGCAGAGACAAGGACACUUGGAUACAGUGCAACAAACAAGAUGUGCUUUGUGGCUAUCUUCUAUGCUCCAAUAUCUCAAGUGUGCCAAGACUUGGAGAACUUGAUGGUGAAAUCACAUCUUCAGUCAUACAGUUGGGAAAAAUCUAUAACUGCAGUGGUGGCCAUGUUAAGCUAGAUGAAGAGACAGAUCUUGGCUACGUAGAGGAUGGAACACCGUGUGGGACCAACAUGAUGUGUUUGGAGCACAGAUGUCUACCCACUGACAACUUCAACUUCAGCACCUGCCCAGGCACUGCAGAAGGCAAAAUUUGCUCAGGACAUGGUGUUUGCAGCAAUGAAAUAAAGUGUGUGUGUGACCGACUCUGGGGAGGAGAUGACUGCAGCACCCUUUUCAAAGGUCUUGCAAGUUUUGAUGACGAUAUUACCAGCAAAGGUGUUGUUAGCACAAAUAUAAUCAUAGGGGCUAUUGCUGGUACCAUUUUAGUGUUGGCUCUUGUUUUAGGAAUAACAGCAUGGGGCUACAGAAACUAUAGAAGACAGAGACAAAUACCCCAGGGAGAUUAUGUAAAAAAACCUGGAGAGGCCGACUCUUUUUAUAGCGACAUGCCUCCUGGAGUCAGCACAAACUCUGCAUCUAGUUCUAAGAAGAGGUCUGCUUUUCUGUCGCAUUUUCAGAUAUCUACCUGUUCCAUCACCCAUUAUUCCAUUAGUCAGAACAUUUCAUUGUUUUGCAGCAGGUCAAAUGGAUUAUCUCAUUCCUGGAGUGAAAGGAUCCCAGACACAAAACAUAUUUCAGACAUCUGUGAAAAUGGGAGACCUAGAAGUAACUCAUGGCAAGGUAAUAUAGGAGGAAACAGAAAGAAGGUCAGAGGCAAAAGAUUUAGGCCACGGUCUAAUUCAACUGAGUAUUUAAACCCAUGGUUCAAAAGAGAAUAUAAUGUAGCUAAGUGGGUAGAAGAUGUGAAUAAAAACACUGAAGGACCCUACUUUAGGACUCUGUCUCCUGCAAAGUCUCCAUCUUCAUCCACUGGAUCUAUUGCCUCCAGCAGAAAAUACCCAUACCCGAUGCCUCCGCUUCCAGAUGAGGAGAAAAAAGCUAACAGGCAAAGUGCCAGGCUAUGGGAGACUUCUAUUUAGUCCCACUGUUUACCUGGGGUAACAUCAGAACUGUUUACUUCCAAUUUUAUAGAAACUCAGCAUCACUGAGUCAUUGCACAUUCAUCUGCUCUUCAGACAAUUUGAAAGAACAACAGAGAUGCCAGUGACCACAGACAGAACCUCCUCUGGUAUACCAGGGUUAAUAAAGCCAGUCUUUUUGCUGUUGAACAGAAUUUCAUGAAGUCUGUAUAAAGAACAGCUGAAAACAUAAAAAAACUAACCUGGGAUAAAUAGACUGGAUGUGACAAGACUAUUCCGCAUGACAGAUACACAUAGAUUUACAAUUAAAACUAAUUUACAAGUCCCAAAUAAAAGAGGUUUUUUCGUUGGUUUAAUGCAGUCCCAAAUAAUAGCAAAAUUGAAUUCAGAAUUUAGCAUUCUGAAACAUGUGGCCAAUGUUACCAUUUAUGCUGUGUGCAUGAACCCUCUGUUCUUUCCUUUCCACAUGUACGGGAUAAACAACAUACUGUAAUAGAAAUUAGCAUGCAGGAGUAAGAAAUAUAGGAUUUUGCUACAGGAUCUUAAGCUUUGAGGGGCAAAUAUUCGACAUAAACUUCAAACAAACAGGAAUUGCAUCUUUUUUACUUUUCGGGUUUAUAAUCUCAGUAUAUGGAUUGUAUAUAUGUAAACAUUUUAAAGUGUCAAAAAAGAUGUUGUACAAAAGUGUAUUUUGCCAAAUGCCUAAAGAAACAGUCAUGAGUAACUUCAUCACACUUCAAAUGUUCUCAAUAUUAUGAGCAGACAGCUUUGGAAAUACAGUACUGAAAAUGUGUCUUCUCAGAAACUGGUGUUUGAGCAAAAUCUACAGUUUCCCUUUCUGUUAUGGGAAGUUAUGUCUGGGAUAUAUUAGUUAUUAGAAUCAAAAAAGAAAAAAAUACAAUGACAUUUUGUCUUAAAUCACCAUCUAAGGAACCAGCACACACAAAUUGCCUGGUAGAAAUGAUGAGUUUGUGUUUCUUCUCAUUAACAGUGGUGUAAAUCUAUGAAAACCAGAGCCAGAAACUUUAACUAAGAAUGAUGGGAACUGUAUUAGAAACUUGGGAAAACUUCAAAGUGGUUACUAAAGUAUUGGUGGUCGUCUGGCAGAUUUAUUGUGUAUAUGUAAUAAAGCACUUCAAAAUAUGUGUUGGAAUCACACAGCAAAGUACAGCUUGUGAUCUUGUGCUGCACAGUAACUGAAAGCUUGGCAACUGGCCAAUUACAUUUAUUGGUAUCACUUGUAUGGUGUAUUAGUACCUUAUGUGUAGAGUCCCUUAUGUCUCCUUUGCAAUUAAUUUGGGCCUUGAGCUGAAUGCAAGUGAAUCCAGCCCCAUCAAAUUGUGGAUACAAUGACAAAUCCAUUACAAAGGAGACACUAUCCUGCAUGUAAAAUUCCUCAGCAAGAUGGCAUUAUCCAGACUGCCAGUCAUUUGUAUGCUAAGCACUGGAGGAUAUGUCAGACAUACAUUUACAAUUCCAUGAGAGACCUAAAGGAUGUUAUAAAACAUCCAGGUCUUUUGGUUGUAAAUUUUCUUGUAAUAAUAAACAUGGCCAUUUUAAGCAGGUUAAAAAGAAAACAACCCCUCCUGUCAGUACUUCUCCGACUGUAACCAAUUAGCUGUAGUAACUCCAUUGCAGAAUAAUACAUAUUUUUCAGUAUGGGAUAUUAAAACGCAUAGCCAACAGAAAAAAAACCCCAUGAGUUUCUGAAUCUUCUACCUCUUUCCCAUUUUUUCUUUAGUAAGUGACCCUACCAGUAGAGACUUUUUAAUGUACCUGAGUUUAUUUUAUGGUUAACCAAUUUCUCUCUUUGAUUAAAGACAGUCAAAUCUAGAGGAAGGUUAAAUUAACCAUUUUUUAAAGAUGUCAGCAUCUGUAAAGUAUGUAAGAUAAUAGAAAUACUAUAUUUUAUGCAUAAGACAGUGUACUGGGUUAAAUCUACACAAAACUGGCCUAGCAGGUCAUUAUUUUGGUAAGUAUUUUGAAAUGGUGACAAAUACAAAUGAGAGCAGAAUAUGGUUGUAGAGUAUUUGAAAAAGUGAAUGCAACUGCAGUGGUUUUGGGCAGAGAUUUUGCUAUUUGAUGCAGACUAAAUAGUUGCCUGAACUAAUUUUGCAAAGGUUUAUUUUGUAUGUAGGACAAGGAUGGCAGUAUUGCAGACAGUUUCAUCACUCGUGGAAUUGAGAUCUGAUCCACAGCCCCUUGAAGUCUUUGGGAGUCUUCCUGUUGAUUUCAGUGGGCUUUGAAUCAGGCUUUAAGCAUUUCACCCAAAUAAUGACAUUUAUAUGUUAAAAUGACAGACCCCAUGUCUGAAAGUUGGCUUUUUCCUUCCCGCUAGUAUUACGUCCUUCGUAUCUGAAAUGUUUAUCAUGUGCCUUUUCUGAUAUUUGUUUAGAAAACAAGUUUGCAUGUAAUUUUGAAUAACCAUGUUAGAUUUUGUGUAUAUUUUCUACAUUAUCUUCCUUAUUUCCUUUUCCAUUUCCCCAUGAUCAAGAAGCAGCAAGAUUUGACAGAAGAAACUGAAUGUGACAGUGGCGUUUCUGUAACAUUCAUAGCUUCUUGCUUUGAAAAUGAAUUGUUCUCAUGACUGCGCUUUUAAUGUAUUCUGUACUUGCAGCCUCUCUUGUUCUGAUGUCACUCAUUCAUAGCACUUGCUUAUACAGCUCCAUGUAGUGUAAUUUCAGACAUUUCUGAAUUCUGAAAAAUAUGCAGAGACUGGUAAUCUAGUUGUAAGCACUAACUUUAAAUUAAAUAAAAGGUGGCUUUCACUUUGGUGGGCUAGAGAGUGAAAACACCUAGCAUUCAA